GCAUUUUUCUGUUCCAACUUGUAUACCACCAGCACACUCUAAACCUCUAUGCCCAGAUCUGGGCAUAGAAGUCUCUUGCUGCAAGACGUUAUUUCUGUUAGAUACUCUACAAUGGUUAGCGGACUCAUUUCCGCUGCAAGUGGUAGGCCUCCUGCUCCUCGUGUGAAUACUAGGAGUGGUGGAAGGCGUGGGUCCCCUGUACGUGAGGGGGACCGAAACUCUUCAUCUCAGCAUAGAGAACGAUCUCGUUCUCCUCGUCCUGGCGGAGGUAACGGCGCAGUUACCGCUUUGGAUUUGCUGAGUGGCGCGCGUCAAGACCCUGUUCAGCACGUCGAAAACGCGGCAGGGGACGCGGAUCGUAACACGUCACGCAAUCGCGAUUUCCCCCCCGGAUUUCAAGGCGAGCGGCGUAACGAGCAGAACCGCGUCGACACGAACCCGACUGCCGAAAACGCCCCCUCCCGGCCCCCACCUACCGAACGCAAUCAUGACGGUCCUGCGCGCGAGGACCACAAUCAUGAUCGUGAUACUGCGCGCGCAGGGCGUCAUCAUGAGCGCGAUCUCAACGCCCCAGCGCCCCAGAUUCGCCAGGAUCGCCAGGAUCGGGACCGGGAUCGCGCAGAUCGCCGCACAGAUUUUGCUCCUGCCGCAGUGAAUCCGCGCGGGAUUCCGCAGAUCUCGACCCCUGGAGCAGCAGAAAUCGCCGAAAUGAUUGCGCGCCUGGAUCCUGCAGCCCAGCGCAAUCUCCAGCGAAUCUUCACAGGAGCUGCUGGCGAACGCGUUACAGCACGCUCCACUGCAUCUACAGCGCCUCAUUCUGCAGAACAUAAUUCUGCUCGCUACACCGACAACAAUGUUAACGUCGGCACCAACAACGAGGCCAUUCACCACGUUCUUGGUCUUCUCGCGGCGCUCCAGCGUGGCAAUGGCGCCGAUCCCGCACCGCCACCGGAACCAGCACGCGUCGCAGCGACGGUGGCCCCACGCUCUCGCCUCCCGGCGCCCGCCCCCGAGCCCGUUGACGACGAAAUGGACGAGGAAGCACCCCAUGCCACGCUCGACGAAGGUAAUGCCGCCCGCCCGAAAUCCGCUUCUGCAUCGCUCACCCUCGCUCCUAUUCCACCUGCACGUCCUCAGUUGCGCUCUUCCUUAGUUAAAAGCGAUGGAAUUCGUACGCAACUUUUUAGUUUUGAGCGCAUUCAAGCUAUUGCACGUCAUGCUAUCUCGGUUUUACCACUUGACGGUGGAGAACAAGCCGCCGACUAUCUCCAGCAGAUAGUAGAGGAGGCGGAAGAGAAGAUUCAUUUUUUGUUUACCGCCGAUCAACGCGGUUUCGAAGUGGCCAAUAUGGCCCUUAAGAUUAAGUAUGGGGAAGUGGUAGAGGAUAAGAAUGUGAAGGCCGCUUCUCAGAUUGUAGCGGCCAGCAAGAAGAGGCCCACUCGGCCCACCCAUCCCACCUCCCGUCCUGAACCCCCUCUUCGCCCUCGCGGCCAAGGGGAGCGCCUUUGGAACACAUGGCGUAGGGACGGCGACGGCCGUUGUUUCUAUUGCCGUGAACCCGGGCAUGGGAUGGCUAAUUGCCCCCAAAGGGGCCAAGGGGCCAAUCGGCCAGCUAAGAUUGUGUAAAGUUUGCUUAACCUCUCCGAUGUUGUAGCGUUCUUAAUUUAAAAAAAAAAAAAAAAAAAAAAAAAAAAAAAAAAAAAAAAAACACACACACGCACAUUUAGCUCGGAACCAUUUCGGCCUAUGCCGAUGACGCAACCAAGAUUACCCGCAUGCAAGGCCGCCUCCGUGACCGCGCUGCAUGGUGGUCCGCCUGGUGCGACAGCCGCUUGAUUCUAUCGGUGAUUACAUCUGGAUAUCGCCUACCAUGGGUUGCCUCUGAGCCCCCUCCGUCUCGUACUAAGAACCAUGCCGGUGCUUUGCAAUUCACCUCUUUCGCCGUAGGCGCAGUGGCCGAGCUUCUCGCCACCGGCGCAGCUCGGGUCGUUCCUCCUUCCACAACCCUCACAUGCGUUAGCCCCUUAAACGUGAUUGUCCAACCCUCAAAAAAGAGACUGAUAUUGG
This is a messenger RNA of Closterium sp. NIES-67, 2067 nucleotides long. The record is from the annotation of a GenBank genome assembly. NCBI's taxonomy places the organism in Eukaryota, Viridiplantae, Streptophyta, Zygnematophyceae, Desmidiales, Closteriaceae.